Molecule: messenger RNA, 861 nt
Organism: Cornus florida
Lineage: Eukaryota; Viridiplantae; Streptophyta; Magnoliopsida; Cornales; Cornaceae
Exons: 2
Coding region: 1-861 (286 amino acids)
Source: RefSeq, a predicted model, not a curated record
AUGGAGAUGUUCAAACAGGUGAAGAUUAAUCUUCCAUUACUUGAUGCAAUUCAACAAAUCCCAGCUUACGCUAAAUUUCUGAAAGAUAUGUGUACUCAGAAAAGGUGUUCAAGUAGCUAUGUUCCUAAGAAUGUGUUAUUAACUGAAUUAAGAGAAUUAAAGUCUACUUCCAUUAUUCUCCAAUUGGCAGAUAGGUCAACCAAACAGCCUCGUGGUGUUAUUGAAGAUGUGAUCAUCAAAGUAGGUAAAUUCUACUUCCCAGUGGACUUUAUUGUGCUCGAUACCGAGCCAGUUCCGAAGCCAAAAAGGCACAUUCCAGUGAUCCUUGGUCGUCAUUUCCUUGCAACAGCAAAUGUAAGCAUAAAUUGUAGGGCAGGCGUCAUGGACGUAUCUUUUGGCAAUAUGAAGGUGUGCUUAAAUAUUUUCAAUGCUAGUCAAUGCCCUUCAGAUAAUAAUGAUUUUUUUCUAGUCGAUGCCAUCAAUGAAUGUGUUGAGAAGAUGACCCCAUUUGCAUUGACAAAAGAUCCACUGGAAGCAUGCCUAUCUUACUUUGAUGCCGAGUCAUUUGAUGUUGAGAAAAGUAUUAAAGAGGUGAAUGCCCUACUUAAUAUGGCGAGUAUGCACAACAUUCCACCAUGGAAGAUUCCUAUUGAGCCACUUCCACAAUUGUCAAGUAAACCACCUAUACCAUCUUUGGAGUCUCCACCAGAGCUAGAGUUGAAGCAGUUGCCCUCUCAUCUGAAGUAUGCUUUUCUUGGGCCAGAAAGUACUCUUCUAGUAAUUAUUUCAGUAGAGCUAUCAGACAUCCAAGAGGAGAAAUUAUUAGAAGUACUAGCCAACCAUCGAGAAGCUAUUGGCUGA